Messenger RNA from Triticum aestivum (bread wheat), 4164 nucleotides. Its product is annotated as disease resistance protein RGA2-like. The transcript is spliced from 7 exons. Bases 1 to 4164 code for a protein of 1387 amino acids. The record is from RefSeq and is a predicted model, not a curated record. Gene Ontology annotation, molecular function: ADP binding. NCBI's taxonomy places the organism in Eukaryota, Viridiplantae, Streptophyta, Magnoliopsida, Poales, Poaceae.
AUGGGGGAGUACCUGAGGGAGGCAGAUCUCUGGCCGCAGCGCGCCGUGCCGCCCGAUCAGCUACCUGCUCGCCGCUAUUGGAGAUGCCGCCGCUCUUGCGGGCAGUGGAAGCGGGAGAGCGCACCGGCGUGGGGCGGGCACGGCACGGGGAAGCCGCCGCAGACGAAGGACCCGAUGCCGCACCCAGAUCAUCAUCAAGCCUGCGGCAAAGCCCCUGCCGCAGACUGCAUGGAAUCACCAGAAGCCCUGCUGCGCGCGGAGAACUUUUUGACAGACGAUUUCUUCUUUCUCGUGUACAUGGGGCCGGUCGGGGGCAGAUCUUCAAUACCAGAGAGGGAAGGGGAGGCGGGGCAGGCUGGGAGGUUGGAGCACACAUCAGAGAACGGAGUGCCCAUUGCUCAACCAGAAGCCGCAACCCCCCCAUCAGCGCCGUCCACAGUGCUCAGACUGUUUAUGGAAACAUUCAAGGCAGUUGCUGGUGUAUUUGCAGACAUCAAUGCAUGUCGGGAUUUUUUUGGCUGGGUCACGCCAUGCAUCCUAGUGGCCCGACAUCAGCUGCUGGGUGAAGGCAAUGCAGCUAUGCAACACCAGAUUCUGGCUGAAAGGGAGCAAUUUCGUCAUUUGGAAAAUGACAUUUGGAAGCUCCAGACAACUAUGCCCAAGAUGCUUGACCUUAUUGAGCGCGUUGAAUGGCAGAGCCAUAAGAAACCAGCAGCCGAGCUUCUCCCGCACCUUCGUUCCAAAAAGCUUCUCCCGCACAUCAAAGAUGUAGUUUAUGAUGCUGAGGACUUUCUUGAUGAGUUCAAAUAUUAUGCACUCAAGCUGAAGCUUGAGGAGAGCAAGAAUUCAGGUGAAGAACACAUGCAUGCUGCCUUUCAGGAGUUUUUCAUAAGUGUCAAUAAUUGUGACCACUUCAACAAAGUGAAGGAAAUCCAGGGUAACCUAGAUCACGUCUAUCACCAGUCGAAGGAUUUGAGAUUGCAUAAAGCACCAUUGAAGUUUGACAAAUCAACCAGGCCAGACACAAGUACUUUUUCUGAGGUGCCACAAGUAUUUGGUCGUGAACAAGAACUGAAGCACUUGGUGAAAAUGCUAGGAGUACACCCUAGCAAGAGAGGGAGGACUGACGGUGCAGCAAGCUCAAAUGAGUUGUGUGUGCUUCCCAUAUUUGGUAUGGGGGGUGUUGGAAAAACAACUAUUGCACAACAAAUCUGCAAUGAUGCAAAAGUGAAGGAGCACUUUGACUGCAUUAUGUGGGCAUGUGUUUCUGAUGAUUUUAACAUAAAGAGGUUAACUAAAGAGAUUCUGGAGCAAAUGGAACAAGAUACAACAUCUGAUAAUCUGAAUUAUCUUAUGAGAAAACUGGCUAGUUGUGUGGAAUCGAAAAAGUUCUUACUUAUCCUUGAUGACAUGUGGGGUGAUACCAUGAGAGAUGGUGGGAUGGAGUGGGAGAAAUUUUGCGUACCUUUGAGAAAGGCUCUUCAAGGAAGUAUGAUUUUGGUCACCACUAGAUUUAUAGAGGUUGCUAAUCUAGUUAGCACUGGCAUGAAGAGCUACGAGUUGGAGGGUUUACAAGAUGUUGUUUUUUGGGAGUUCUUCAAAUUAUGUGCAUUUGGAUCCAAUAGGACCUGCAAUGACCUAGAGUUGGAGCGCAUUGGUGAAAAAAUGCUUCCAAAGUUGAAGGGUUCUCCUUUGGCUGCAAAAACUCUUGGACGCUUGUUGCAAAGGGACCUAAGUAGAGCACAUUGGGAAUCUAUAUUAACAAGUGAGUUGUGGAUGUUAGAACAAGAUGUGACUGACAUUUUGCCAGCCCUUCGACUGAGUUAUAUGUACCUACCACCAUUAUUGAAGAGAUCAAUUUGUGCACUGUAUCCCAAGGAUCACAAAUUUGAUAAGGAGUUUUUAGUCGACAUUUGGAUAGCACAAGGGCAUGUGGAACUUCAAGAUGCAUCAUUAGCUUUUGACGAGCUUGUAAAAGGGUCAUUCUUUCAGAGAUCAGCCAAUGGCUGUUCUGAAUUGAAGAGGUUAUGCAACAAGAAAAAAUUGUGUUCAUUGGUAUGCAAUGAAUCAUACAGCCGCGCAAAAGAUUUUGCUCCCGUCAUUGACUGUUGGUUCAAGGAACUCCCAAGAAUCCGUGUACUGAGUUUUAGGUUGUCUAGAGUAAGCCAGUUACCUGAGAGUAUGGGGAACUCAAAGCAUCUGCGAUACCUUCGUUUACUCGGAAGUCAUACUUUCAGAACCCUUCCUUCAUCGGUUUGUCAUCUAUACCUUCUCAAAACUGUAGAAGCUAAGGAUUGUGUGUUCCAAAGUUUCCCUGAAGACUUCAGUGAUGCCAUGAGCUUACAAAAAAUUAAAUCAAAGGGCUUUAAUUAUGACAAGGAUCACUCUAAUGCACUCUGUAUACAAUGGACUGGUGAUCAGGCGAUACACAUGAUGGAGAACCAGAUUGAAGCACUGCCUCACUGGAAUCUAAAAAAUUUGAGAAUACAAGAUUAUGGAGGUGAAUCUUGUCCUAGCUGGCUCCAUCCUAACCUCCUGCCAAGGUUAAGUUCUCUGGAAUUGAGUUAUUGUAAGAACAUUCAGAGUGUAUCAUUUUUUGGGCCGUACAUUUGUGAUACAGAUCAGGAAGACAACCUUCGCUGUCUUGAAGUUUUGGACAUCAGAGGUUGUCCUCAAAUCAAUUGGCAAAGUUUUGUGGCCUUCACCCCUUCUCUUAGAAAGAUUAUCCUUCAUGACUUCGGGUAUUUCACGGAUCACUUUGUGAGCUGCUUCCACGACCUCACUGUCCUCACCGAAUGGAAAAUGUCGACCAAAUGGUUAACAUCCAUUCCCCUGCAAGUCUGGAGUAGCAAUUUUCCAGCCCUUGAGAAACUGUAUAUUGUUGAUUGUGCCUCUCUUAUGUCAGUUGGGGUCACUGACGCAAGCAGCAGCAGGAGUGUUGGAGCAUUCUCAUCCCUUAUUGUUCUAUAUAUUAGCGGCUGCAGGAAAUUGUUGAGCCUUGAUGAAUUCCUAACACCUGCUUAUCUACCUGCUGCAAAGGAAAUUUGGGUGACAUGGUGUAAUGAAUUGACGUCCCUGCCAGUUGAUAGGAUCCACCAUUUUACUUCUUUGCAGAGGCUCGUUAUUGCAAAUUGUCCAAAGUUAAAUACACCGAUGGUACUAAGAUUACCAUCCUCCCUUAAGCAUUUCAGUUUGGAGUCAUGUCUGGGCAUAGAGUGCAUCGAUAUUCGCCAGCAAGGGAGUACUCCAGCUCUGGAGGAAUUGAAAUUAACACACUGUUCAACCCUCAGAUCCGUUGGCGGUUCAAUAGCAGUUGCUCAAGUAGAGUCUGUGUAUAUUCUUCAUUGCCCAGAGCUGGUAGAUGUAAGACAGCCUCUUCGACAAGGAAACUGCUAUGCCGACGGCUUAGCCGUCGGCAUAGGGUGGCCUUAUCCACCCACCAGCGCGCAGCAGCCUGCAGCCACUCGUUCUUUGCCACCCCGACGACGACCUGCGCCGCCGCCGCACCCCACGACCUGCGCCGCCGCCCCCCCCCACCCCGACCUGCGCCGCCGCGCCCCCCCCACCCCGACCUGCCGCCGCCGCCGCACGGCCCUCCCCCGACCCCAACAUCGCCCCGGCCUCCCCCCGACCGCGCGACCCUCCCACCCCGUCGCUGUCUCCACCCGCCGUCGCCCCGGCCUCCCCCGGCUGCGCUGCGUCGCCACGGCCUCCCCCGACCCCAACAUCGCCCCGGCCUCCCCCGACCGCGCGACCCUCCCACCCCGUCGCUGUCUCCACCCGCCGUCGCCCCGGCCUCCCCCGGCUGCGCUGCGCCGCCACGGCCUCCCCCGACCCCAACACCGCCCCGGCCUCCCCCCGACUAUGCGCCGGCCGCGGCUCCUGCCGGCCCGCACGCCCGGCCCUCCCGUCCCCGGCCGCCCCUACCUUGGCCCUCCACCGCCGCCCCCUGCUCGCCGCUGCCCCGGCCGCCCCUGCCUCACCGUCCCCGGACGCCCCUGCCUCACCGUCCCCGGCCGCCCUGGUGAGAUGCAUGUUGUAUGGAUGAAUGGAUGGAUUGAUGUAUAUUGGCUUUGUGGUAUUCAUCUCCCUGGAGCCUUCGUCGUCUGGGUUUGGUCUGUGAUCCUGCCGCUGCUCGACUACUUCUUCUACAGCGGAGGGUGA